Molecule: messenger RNA, 2332 nt
Organism: Cyprinodon tularosa
Lineage: Eukaryota; Metazoa; Chordata; Actinopteri; Cyprinodontiformes; Cyprinodontidae
Product: mothers against decapentaplegic homolog 4-like
Exons: 11
Coding region: 193-1812 (539 amino acids)
Biological process (GO): regulation of transcription by RNA polymerase II; SMAD protein signal transduction; cell differentiation
Cellular component (GO): heteromeric SMAD protein complex
Molecular function (GO): DNA-binding transcription factor activity, RNA polymerase II-specific; RNA polymerase II cis-regulatory region sequence-specific DNA binding; I-SMAD binding
Source: RefSeq, a predicted model, not a curated record
GUCAGCAGACUUCCUGUUAUGUCUGGCUGUCGGAGGAGCGUGACACAGCCCUCCACCCCCCCUCCUCAGACAGACAGUCUGCAGCAUCACACGGAGACACGCAGCUCAGCACCGCAGACACACGCAGCUCAGCCCGGAGGAGCAGCGCUCAGACCCGCCCUAUAACCCCCCCCAUCCCUGGAUCGGGCGACCAUGUCGAUUCUCGGCCCGGCCCCCAGCAGCGCCGACGCCUGCCUCAGCAUCGUCCACAGCCUGAUGUGUCACCGGCAGGGUGGAGAGAACGAGGGCUUCGCCAAGCGCGCCAUCGAGAGUCUGGUGAAGAAGCUGAAGGAGAAGAAGGACGAGCUGGACUCGCUCAUCACCGCCGUCACCACAAACGGCGUCCAUCCGAGCAAGUGUGUCACCAUCCAGAGGACGCUGGACGGACGGCUGCAGGUAGCAGGCAGGAAGGGCUUUCCUCAUGUGAUCUACGCCCGUCUGUGGCGUUGGCCCGACCUGCACAAGAAUGAGCUGAAGCACGUGAAGUUCUGCCAGUACGCCUUCGACUUGAAGUACGACAGCGUGUGCGUCAACCCGUAUCACUACGAGAGGGUGGCGUCCCCAACAUCUACAGGUCCUCAGUCUCUGAUUAAAGAAGAGUUCAUGCAGGACUGUCUGCAGCUGGACCUGCCCCCCCAUGCUGACCUGUACGGCCAGUCCCACCCUGUCAGCAUGUAUCCCAGCAUGCCCCUGUCUCCUCCAGGAAGGAACUCCAUGACGUGCGCAGCUCCGAGCGCUGCGGGUAUCGGCGCGGCUCCAGAGGAGCCUGGGCUCCUGCAGAUCACCAUGCCCCAGAACCACGGGGGUCGGACCUCCCCACCUCUCACCCCACAGUCUGCUCACCCUGCUACGCCCACCUCCCCGCACCAGCAGAGCCCAGAUUAUAGCGGCACCCCUGUAGCUGCCAACUGGGCAGGUAAUGGCCCCGCCCCCUAUACACCCACAGGACAUCAGCACAAUGGGCGGAGCCACACGCAGCAGCCGGCACUACAUCACCACCACACCCCCAACACCCAUUUCUGGUCACAGCAACACAGUACUCCUCCAUUUCCACAACCCGUCUCCAAUCAUCCAGGUCCAGAGUUCUGGUGCUCCAUCUCCUACUUUGAGUUGGACGUUCAGGUCGGUGAGAUGUUUAAGGUCCAGUCCAGCUGUCCUCUGGUGACGGUGGACGGCUACGUUGAUCCGUCAGGAGGAGAUAGAUUCUGUUUAGGACAGCUGAGCAACGUCCACCGAACUGCAGCUAGCCACCGUGCCAGACUCCACAUUGGUCGGGGGGUCCAGCUCGAGUGUCAGGGGGAGGGGGACGUCUGGAUGCGUUGCCUUAGCGACCACUCUGUAUUUGUUCAGAGUUAUUACCUGGACCGGGAGGCGGGCCGCACACCAGGUGACGGUGUUCAUAAGAUCUACCCCGGAGCUUACAUCAAGGUGUUUGACCUUCGGCAGUGCCACCGACAGAUGCAGCAGCAGGCAGCCGCGGCCCAAGCAGCAGCUGAGACUCAGGCAGCCGCAGUUGUCGGUGCAAUGCCUGGUCCUAACAGUGUGGGAGGGAUUGCACCUGCCCUCAGUGUUUGCUCUACCGCAGGUCCGGGCGUCGAUGACUUGCGGAGGCUGUGCAUUGUGAGACUGAGCUUCGUCAAAGGUUGGGGGUAUGACUACCCCAGACAGAGCAUCAAGGACACCCCCUGCUGGAUGGAGGUCCACCUGCACCGGGCCCUCCAGCUGCUGGACCAGGUGUUGCACACGCUGCCGCCACGGGAGCUCCCUCUCUGACAGACUACUGAUGCUGCUGAUGACGGGCUGCAGCAUCCAUCAUCCUACGAUUAGCCCAGGCUGUGCCUCGUUCCCCUCUGCGCGGGCACCGCAGCAGCUCAUUGUUUCGCAGAGAGUCUUUCAGCUAGCCCCAGGGUUUCUAUUGUAACAGCAUUCAUGGGUCAGUUCAAACAGAAAUCUGGGAUCAGGUGGAAUUUACAGUCAAAAUCAGGAAGAAGCUCAGUGCUUUGUGUGAAUUGACUCCUUAAAUGCUGAGUUCAUAUCAGCUGAAACCAAAAAAAACAGAAGUUAAUCUAUGCUCAUCAGGUUUGAGUUUGUAUUUAUUUUUAUUGAUUAUCUACCAAAGAUUCAUUUCGAAAUGAUGACAUCAUAUCUUACUCAUAUGACUUUUUUAUUUUUGACAGUGUUUUAUCACAUUUUAAACAUUUUUUUUCUAUAUAGAGCAUCUAUAACACUGUACUAUUUGCUGUCUGUUCAUGUCAAACAUUUCAAAUCCAAAAUAAACCAAGUUUGUCCUGCA